AUGUACAGUUCUGUCGUCAUUUGGCACGAUUGCCUCACUCCAGAAGAACAUAUUGACCUCUAUGGCCCUGAUUUUAAAAUCGUCCUAGAGGAUCAUGUUGCUGCAUCACCAACAAAAGCAACAAUACCAACAACAACAAAAACAAAAGCAACAGCACCAACAACAAAACGAGCAAAGGCGCCAACAAAACGAGCAAAGGCGCCAACAACAAAAACAACAACACCAACACCAACACCACCAUCAACAACAACACCAAAAGCAACACCACCAGCUGCGUGGCCCACCACGAGUCGUUUACCGACUCAAAUCUUUGAGGCUUGUUGGAGGAAGCCUUCCCCACCUUUUGAAUCAGCGCGUGCGGACGAUCUUGUCCUCACUUUUGAUAACGACGCUGAGGCUCACAAGACGUUGUUGAGCCAAUUUUUGAAAUAUAAGGGGGGGUAUUUUGCUGGGCGAGUGUUGUGCAAAUUGGACAACAUGUUGCUUAAUCCCAUCUGUUGUGACUCAAAUAAGAUGAUGCCAUCGAAACUCGGUAUUGACUUCCAGCGUGAAUUGGAACAACUACAUGGUAUAUUGACAAGAAACACGACGAUCGAAAGUGCAAAGUGUUUCUCCGAAAUGGACUUCUAUGCGCGGUGUAAAGAAGACCCGCGAGGUGACAUGGAAAAACUUCAUCGCCGGCAAAAAAGUAUCAGGUGGGGGUUAUUUUAUCCAACAAGUCCCCCGGAAGAAGAGUUGGAGAAGGAAAACACUGUUGUAAUCACCAAGGUAUCGGUUGACUUACCAUUGAUCAAGAAUGACGUGCAGGAGGUGACGUCAAAUCAACUUCCAACCCGUGAACGCGGUGAUUUUGAAAAGAUGGCUUCCACAAUAGCCAUCACCAAAUUCAACAAUUCAAAAGAUGCAUUCUUGCAAAUAAAAUGCAUGCUACCUGCGACCUGGCAAGGUGAAUCGCCAACAGAGCGGGAGCCACCUAGCAUCAUUAUUAAAAGCGAAGUUGGAACUGUUGCUAGAUUGAAUUGGGCACGGAAAACGAAGUGUGAGAAAAAUAUUGCCAGAUUGGCUGCUUCGCUAAACCAAACCGAGUCUGACUCGAUGAAUGACAAAAUAAGAACAUUUAAACAGCUACAAGCUGAUUUCUAUGUCAUGAUAGUGUCGAUUUAUUGCAUUUCCGCUUCAAUGUUAACCCACCCCGAUUUUUACCACGACCGAGAGAUUGAAGUGGCAAAGUAUAUCAUGAAGUACUUUGCCGCGAUUGGAGAGUCAACUCGGAAGUAUCACAACUUAAUCAAAGGAGGAAUGAAAUACGUGAUAACAAUAAACAAACAGUUGGAGGCGAUAAUCAGCCAAUUAUUACCCCACAUCAAAGAAAUAAUUGACGUAAUUGCUGACUUCCGUCCAUUCGCUGAAUCAAACCAGUUGGUUGAGGGUGACAGCCACCAAGCGGGGAAUAAUGAUGUCACUGGUGCUGAAAAACCAAAUGGCGUGGAUGCCAUAAAAGAAGAAGAUACCAGCGCCAAAUCUGCGAGCAAGAAAACCAAAAAGAAGAGGAGAUGGAACAAAAAGUAA
Molecule: messenger RNA, 1569 nt
Organism: Lodderomyces theae
Lineage: Eukaryota; Fungi; Ascomycota; Pichiomycetes; Serinales; Debaryomycetaceae
Exons: 1
Coding region: 1-1569 (522 amino acids)
Source: RefSeq, a predicted model, not a curated record